AUGGCUGAUUCAGAUGACGAACUCUACUAUCUGCAGCCUGAUUUUAACCUCAACUCUCUGACCAUUCCCAAGCUUCGUGGCAUCCUCGUACAACAUGACGUUGCCUGGUCGUCGUCGGCAAAGAAAGCAGAGCUGGUAGAUCUGAUUCAGACUGAGAUUCUACCCAAGGCGAAGAAGCUGCUCCGAGAGAGGGACAGAGUCCGGCGCACCAGCAGAGGAAUCACCGAUCUUUCGAGUCAGGAAAGUACUGUGGGUGGAGAGGAUGAGGAUGAUCGCGAAUUGAUGCCGCCACCUCCCGCCCCGAAGACUCCCAGGAGUCGCAAAUCCAAGUCGAACCUUGCCGAACCGACGACAGCCACCUCGAGCAGAUCCAAGACUCCAAGCAAGAGGAAAAGCAGUUCUCGCGCUCGCGCUUCAGAAACGGAGACGGAUGGCGAGGCAGUUCGUUCGACAGCAAGAAAGACGAGAAAAAGCACACCCGGUCCAACACCAGUGCUUGCGCCAGCCGUCAAGCUGGAAGAACCUCGUCGCAUCAAGCGUGAGGACGGCGGAACCCCCUUCUCCGACGAAAAUCCAUUCCAGCAAGGUUCGAGCCCACCAUCAGCCUCAAGUCGUAAAUCUUCCUCUCGCCGUAAAUCCGCCGGCAGGCCUGGCUCCAGCCGGCGGCGCGAGACAACCUCACCCACUAUUAAGCACGAAGAUGAUGGGCACACCUCAUAUCAAUUCCCUAUUGAACAACUGCGUUCCCGAGACUACAUUCCAGCCACGGAAGAAUUCACUCCCGAUGCUGCACAAGAAGUCGCCGUUGAGGAUCAACUAGUCCCGCGGCGCACUCAAGCCCUUGUUAGGCGCAAGAAGAAACAGCAAUCGAGCCCGGUCGCCAAAAAUGCAUCUCUCGCUGCUCUCACCGCUGUGCUCGCUGCGCUCGCGGCCUGGUACAGGCAAGAAAAGGUCAAUGUUGGCUACUGUGGCGUGGGCGCGCCUGAAUGGUCACUCACAUCAAACCCGAAUAUUCCUCCUUGGGUGCAUGAAAACCUUGGCCCUAACUGCGAACCCUGCCCGCAACACGCGAUAUGCUUCCCAAAUAUGGAAGUGCAAUGUGAGAAAGACUUUGUAUUAUCUCAGCAUCCUCUCUCGCUCGGUGGCUUGGUGCCGGUUGCACCUACCUGCGAACCUGAUUCUGAAAAAGAGCGGCGAAUCAAGGCUGUAGCAGACAAGGCGAUAGAGGAGCUCCGAGAGCGUCGAGCGGCUUACGAAUGCGGAGAAGAACUCGCUCCCGAAGAGUCAUCUUCGGUGGUAGAGGAGGUCAAGACCGUGGUCAAGGCGGGCGAAACGAAGCUCGAAAUUUCCGAAGAAGCUCUCAAGGCGAGAGUCUCCGCACAACGCCGCCGAGAUAUGAGCCCAAGUGAGUUUGAAGCGCUUUUUGAGGGAGCGCUCGACGACGUCAAAGGUCGUGAGGAAGUGGAGAACGCCGCUGUCGAUUCUAGAACCCGAAACUACCUCCGAAGCACCAGCCUCGCCAAUCUCCCCCUCACCUGCGCUGUCCGCCGAUAUGCUGUCCGAACCGUGGCAGCGUAUAGAAUCCCUCUUGCAUUUCUGAUGCUCGUCGUGGCGGGCAUUGCGUACGUGAGAUCACGAAUUCUUGCCUACCAAGCUGCUACAGCGCAAAUACCUGGCCUCGUAGCGACCACGCUUGACCGAUUGGCUACACAAGCCGCACUGAAAGAGGACGGCAGAGCCAAGGAAGCCCACCUCAGCGUUGGCGGGUUACGCGAUGACGUUUUACGAAAUGUCUUCAGCGCGCACGAGCGCGAAAGGGUCUGGACCAACGUGCGGAAGAUAGUGGAAGGAAACAGUAACGUCCGGGCUGCAACACGGGAAGGGCGUGGUGGUGAAGUAGGCCGAGUUUGGGAAUGGAUUGGCCCUGUCGAUUUUGCUGGUGUGGCGGGCCUUGAUGGGCGCCGAAGCGGUGUCGGUUACAGCUUAGGAGGCGAGUCUCGGUUCAGCUUGGAGUCUCCGGCAGCAGGCAGCGGCACUCAAACGCCAGUGGAAGCAGGCAAUGCUCCAGGUGCUCAAGACGGCCCCCGGAGCUGGAACGAGGGUCGGACUUACUUCUAG
Molecule: messenger RNA, 2118 nt
Organism: Cyphellophora europaea CBS 101466
Lineage: Eukaryota; Fungi; Ascomycota; Eurotiomycetes; Chaetothyriales; Cyphellophoraceae
Exons: 2
Coding region: 1-2118 (705 amino acids)
Cellular component (GO): nuclear inner membrane
Molecular function (GO): chromatin binding
Source: RefSeq, a predicted model, not a curated record